AUGUCUAAUCCUAUAUUGGAAAAAUCGUUAGAUGAAAUCAUUGGCGAAAAAAAGCCAGCAAAAAAAUUUCCAAAUGGGCCAAAAAGAGGUAACUCUAGAAUCAAUAAACCACAUCAAAGACCAAAAGGUCCACACGGAAGAAAUGAUAGGCCAAGACCUUCGAGUUCGGUUCCAAGAGAAGUUACAGCUAUUUCUAAGUCAAAGCCUAUUCUUAGAGUCAAGAAUAUUCACCCAGAUUUGAAUGGGGAAGAUUUAUCCAACUUAUUCGAUGGUGUCGCUCCGGUCGAAUUUGUUAAAUUUGAUCCUAGAAAGGAUGAUGUUGCAUAUGUCUGUUUCCAAUACGAUCAUAAUAAAAAUAACUCCAUAGCCAUCUCGAAAUUCGAUGGAAGAAAAGCUAUGGGUGAGAAUUUGGUCGUAGAAAGUGCCACGUCGUUAGCAGACCGUAUAGUCGCUCCUAGGGGAAAUCCAAGAGGCCCAAGAAAUGCUGCUCCUGGAGGGCCUGGAGGGAAACCACAGAAUCCAUUGAAGAGAAAACAAAAGCCCCAAAAGAAGUCGGUUGAUACAUUGGAUGAAGAGCUUUCAGCUUACAUGUCUGGUAAGAGUGAAGGGGAAUUGAAAAGAGAAUCGAAAGUAAACAAGCUUGACGACGAAAUGGAUAGUUAUUGGAGCAACAAGAAUGAAAAUGAUUCUAAUGCAGCAAAGGAGAAUUCUAAUGCAAACGUUAAUCAACCUGAUGAUACAGCAGACGAAAUGAAAUUGGAUUAA
This is a messenger RNA of Debaryomyces hansenii CBS767, 765 nucleotides long. RefSeq lists its product as uncharacterized. The record is from RefSeq and is a predicted model, not a curated record. The transcript is spliced from 2 exons. NCBI's taxonomy places the organism in Eukaryota, Fungi, Ascomycota, Pichiomycetes, Serinales, Debaryomycetaceae. Gene Ontology annotation, molecular function: RNA binding. The coding region runs from base 1 to 765 and encodes 254 amino acids.